AGUAGUCACGUCUGACUAGUAGUGACUACACAAUGGCGGAAUCAUCAAAGCCAAAGGAGCAAGUUGUUACUCCGUGGACAGCUCAGGCUGGAGAAGGUGAACAGAAGAUUGAUUAUGACAGACUCAUUGUUCAGUUUGGAAGUAAUAGAAUAGACGAGUCUCUUUUACAAAGGAUUGAGGCUGUGACAAAGAAACCUGCCCAUCAUUUCCUCCGCAGAAAAGUUUUCUUUUCUCACAGAGAUGUUCCCGAUAUCUUGACUGCCUAUGAACAAAAUAAGCCAUUCUUCUUGUAUACUGGACGUGGUCCUUCAUCUGAAUCAAUGCAUCUUGGACACCUUAUACCUUUCCUUUUUACAAAGUACUUGCAAGAUGUGUUUGAUGUGCCUCUUGUAAUACAAAUGACUGAUGAUGAAAAGUUUAUGUGGAAGGAUCUUCAAUUAGAGGAAGCUCACCGUCUUGCUUAUGAGAAUGCAAAGGAUAUCAUUGCAUGUGGUUUUGAUGUCAAUAAAACAUUUAUAUUCUCUAACUUAGAUUACAUGAGUUGCUGUCCUGCUUUUUAUCGCAAUGUUUUACGUAUACAGAAGUGUGUGACAUGCAAUCAGGCAAAGGGUAUAUUUGGUUUUCAGGAUACAGACUGCAUAGGUAAAAUGGCAUUUCCAGCUGUGCAGGCAGCACCAUCCUUUAGUAGUACAUUCCCUGACAUCUUUGGAGACAAUAAAGACAUUAGGUGUCUCAUUCCAUGUGCCAUUGAUCAGGAUCCAUACUUUCGUAUGACAAGAGAUGUAGCACCACGUCUUGGCUUUCCGAAACCAGCACUCCUUCACUCAACUUUCUUCCCUGCACUUCAAGGGCCUCAAUCAAAGAUGUCUGCCAGUGAUCCAACCUCGUCUAUCUUUCUUACGGACACUCCAAGUCAAAUAAAGAAUAAGAUAAACAAGUAUGCCUUUUCUGGAGGACGUGACACAAAAGAAGAGCAUGAGAAGUAUGGUGGUAACACUGAGGUUGAUGUCUCGUAUCAAUAUCUGACCUUUUUCAUGGAGGAUGAUGAGCGUCUAGCUGAAAUAAAACAAGUGAGAUUAGAGGGAACAGCACAGUACUGAAAGUACUGAUCAUUGCCACAGUAUCUA
Messenger RNA from Amphimedon queenslandica, 1127 nucleotides. Its product is annotated as tryptophan--tRNA ligase, cytoplasmic-like. The record is from RefSeq and is a predicted model, not a curated record. The coding region runs from base 33 to 1100 and encodes 355 amino acids. The transcript has 7 exons. Lineage: Eukaryota; Metazoa; Porifera; Demospongiae; Haplosclerida; Niphatidae. Gene Ontology annotation, biological process: tryptophanyl-tRNA aminoacylation. Gene Ontology annotation, cellular component: cytoplasm. Gene Ontology annotation, molecular function: tryptophan-tRNA ligase activity; ATP binding.